AUGACGGGCGCGCGGCCGUGCGCCGCGGGGAAGCGCGUGGCGGAGCGCGGCGGCCGGGGAGCGGCGGCGGCGGCGGAGGAGGCCGGCAUGCGCGGGGCGCGGGGCGGCUGCUGGGCGCUGGCCGCGCUGCUGCUCGCCGCGUCGGUGCUGAGCGCCGCGCGGUUGGUCCCUGGCGGCUCCCCGGAGCGCGGCGCCCAGGCCGCGUCCCCGCGAGAUUUAGACAAAAAAAGGCCUGCGGAGCUGAAGAUGGAUCAGGCUUUGCUGCUCAUCCACAACGAACUACUCGGGACAAACUUGACUGUCUACUGGAAAUCGGAAUGGUGCUAUCAGUGCUUGUUUCAGGUGCUGGUCAGCGUCUCUCCGAGGGGAGGACCUGGGGGGCCCGGCAUGGCAGCCGUCUCUGUCAGCACCCAGCACGGCUCCAUCCUGCAGCUGAACGACACCCUGGCAGAGAAAGAAAUUUGUAGGCUGCAAUACAAAUUUGGAGAGUUUGGAAACUAUUCUCUUUUGGUGAAGCACGUCCAUAACGGAGUCCAUGAGGUCGCCUGUGACCUAGUCGUCAACGAGAAUCCAGUUGAUAGUGAUCUUCCUGUGAGUGUUGCAUUCCUCAUUGGUCUAGCACUCAUCAUUGCGCUGUCCCUUCUGAGGCUCUUGUUUAGUUUGGACGACUUUAAUAAUUGGAUUUCUAAGGCAAUAAAUUCUCAAGAAACAGAUCACCUCAUCAAUUCUGAGCUGGGAUCUCCAAGCAGGGCAGACCCUCUUGGCGGCGACAUCCAGCCAGCCACAUGGCACCCGUCCACCCCUCCACCGCGCCUCCGCUGUGUGGACACAUUCAGAGGGCUAUCUCUCAUACUCAUGGUCUUCGUCAAUUACGGAGGAGGAAAAUACUGGUACUUCAAGCAUGCGAGUUGGAAUGGACUGACGGUGGCUGACCUUGUUUUCCCGUGGUUUGUAUUUAUUAUGGGAUCUUCAAUUUUUCUAUCAAUGACAUCUAUACUGCAACGGGGAUGUUCCAAAUUCAGAUUGCUGGGGAAAAUUGCAUGGAGGAGUUUCCUAUUAAUCUGUAUAGGAAUUAUCAUUGUGAAUCCCAAUUAUUGCCUUGGUCCAUUGUCUUGGGAUAAGGUGCGAAUUCCCGGUGUUCUGCAGCGGUUGGGAGUGACUUACUUCGUAGUUGCUGUGUUGGAGCUUCUCUUUGCUAAACCGGUGCCUGAAAAUUGUGCCUUGGAGAGGAGCUGCUUUUCUCUUGGAGACGUCACGUCCUCCUGGCCCCAGUGGCUCCUCAUUCUGAUGCUGGAAAGCAUCUGGCUGGGCUUGACGUUCUUCCUGCCGGUUCCUGGGUGCCCGACCGGCUAUCUUGGCCCCGGCGGCAUCGGAGAUUUGGGGGAGCAUCCAAAUUGCACCGGAGGAGCUGCUGGCUACAUCGACCGCCUGCUGCUGGGGGACGAUCACCUGCAUCAGCGCCCUUCUUGCACCGUGCUUUAUCACACUGAGGUGGCCUAUGAUCCAGAAGGAAUCCUAGGGACCAUCAACUCCAUUGUGAUGGCCUUUUUAGGAGUUCAGGCAGGAAAAAUUCUAUUGUAUUACAAGGAUCAGACCAAAGCUAUCCUGAUCAGAUUCACUGCCUGGGGUUGUAUUCUAGGGCUCAUUUCUGUUGCUUUGACAAAAGGUUCUGAAAACGAAGGCUUUAUUCCAGUAAACAAAAACCUCUGGUCCAUAUCGUACGUCACCACGCUCGGCUCUUUUGCCUUCUUCAUCCUGCUGGUCCUGUACCCGGUUGUGGAUGUGAGGGGGCUGUGGACAGGAGCCCCGUUCUUUUAUCCAGGAAUGAAUUCUAUUCUGGUGUAUGUAGGCCACGAGGUGUUUGAGAACUACUUCCCCUUUCAGUGGAAGCUGGAGGAUAACCAGUCGCACAAGGAACAUCUAACUCAGAACAUAGUCGCCACUGCAGUCUGGGUGCUCAUCGCCUACAUUCUCUAUAGAAAGAAGAUUUUUUGGAAAAUCUGAUAGGUCAUGUUAAGAUGUGUUGCUGGAAGACUCUAGUGGCCUGGGGGAAAGUAUUAAAGCAGCCUUUAUUAUUAAAGGGAAUCAUUAAUUAUAAAACCAAUAGGAUGUGUAUUUCUAGGUUACUGGGGAAGAUGCCGAUGUGGUCAAACUAAUGUUCUGUGACUUGGCUCGUGAGAACUCUGCCCACAUAUUUGUGACUUACGUAUUUGAAAAGAAAUUGUCUUUUUUCCUCCAUCUUCUCUGGAAAUGGAUGUAUUUGGCACUUCAUUUUAAGGAGAUCACCUUUAACUUUCUGAAAGGGAAUUAACAUGGGCAUUUUUCUUCUGUGAUGGAGAAAACAAUCCAAGGACUGAUUCUUACUGAUCUUGUUUCCCUGCACACUACCUUUCCAUGUGUACACACAGACCGACCAAAGUACCGUCACUUCUGUUGUGGCUGACUGUUAAGCUUCUUGAAUGUGAUGUGUCAUAACAUAGUCUGAUAUUUUUUAAGUGCAACUUAAUGUUUCAAGAAAGCCAAAGUAAUUUUCUUUUCAGAUAUGUAAGGCUUUGAGGGGUCCAAAAAAUGUGUUACAAGCCAUUUUCUCCUUUUCCCCAGUUGAAAAAGAAAGUUAAAAUAUAGGUGUGUUUUUCCCAACCCCUCUCGCUUGCCUGCCUUCUGGCCUGCCUGUCUGUCUUCCCACCCAGCUCUGUGUGUGUGUAUCUUGAUGGUAGCUGGGUGCCCAGGGACGUGGCUGUGGAGGGGAGGAAGACUCACUGCCCUCGCUGGUGGGCCAGCCUUGCCAUCGUGCCAUGUGAGCUGCUGAGCAAGUCCUUUGCCUAUUUGGGCCUUGGUUUCCUCAUCUGUGAAAUGAGAUGGAUGGAGAUGACCUCUCAGUUCCUUUCCCAACUCUUAGAUGUGAUGAGGUAAGGUACAGUGAUAGCUUUUCUGAAAUCUUCAGAGAAAUAAUUUUAUUACAGAAAAUGCUUCAAAAUAAAUACUAAUGAAAACUUUUAAAAACUCAUUGGAGUGAAGCUUUUCAAAAUGACCCUCCACAGUGGAGGUACCUUUCCUGCUUAUAAUCACAAAACUGAAGAAAUAGUUUCUAGGAGCAAAAGGAGAACACACAAAGAGAAACAGCACUUUUCAAAUGAUGCAUCAUCAUACUUAAUGAAUUUUCUGCGAGAAUUUCAUAUUUAAGGAAAAUGUGGCCGAAGAAUUGUACUUCAGAGCACACUUCCAUGGUGAGAUGGGGCCAUCUCAACCUGCUCCAUUGUUUCAGCUGUCACCACUGCAUGGAUAGCUUUCUUGUCUGUUUCCAGCUCUGACCUCUGCCCCCAACUCUCACCCAACUGUAACUGCCUGCUGGACCCCCCACCUGGACGUCAGCCAGCAUCUCAGGCUCACCGCUUCCCUCCUCCCUUUCCUUAAAUCUUUUCCUCUUUGGAUGUUCCUAGCUCUGUGAAUGGAUCCUUCCAUCUGCAGGUAUAAAACUGCCACCAUCUUCUCGCUCACCUCACCUUUCCUGCACUAGUCAUUGCGAAAUCCUCAAUUCUGUCCCCAUCUUCCACCUGCAAGUGCUUCACUCUCAUUGUCACUGCCUCAUUACCUUGUAAUCAUUUUUAAACUGGCCUCCUUCCCUCAGUCCCUGCUCCUGUAAAGCCAUCUUUGCAUGGCUACCAGAUGAAGCUUUCUCAAGCAGAGCUUGGAUCAGAUCAUCUCUCUUUUAAAAACUCCCAUUGAAAUGGAAACGUCUUUGCCUGGCACCAUAACCUUCCCACCUUGAUCCCAAUGCAUCUUUGCAGCCUUUUUUCCCAUCCCCUCUCACCUGCCCUGCUUACUGCAGCCCAGCUAGACUCCCGCUGUGCCCCGUCACAGCCAGUGAAAUCCUGCCUCUGCUUUCAAUUGGAGUCUUUCUGGGUUACCGUUUCCUCUUAAUUUUUUCCUGUCUGCAUUUGACUGGUCAUUUUCAAACCCCGCAGUUCCAAGGUAACCUUCUCUAACCUCUUGUUCUCAUCCCCAAAUAGUAUUUACUUCCUCUGGGUUCUCAUAAUAUUGGUAUCAAUCUCAUGGCAUGUAGUGCUUUCUGCCCUGUGUGGUAGUUAUUUGUGUACAUGUGAUUUCUAAUUUCCCACACUGGACUGUGAGUGCAGCAUCGGCAAGAAUUAUGCCUUGUUCAUCUGUGUAUUCUUCAUGGCGCCACACAUGGUGCCAUGUACGUAGCAGGAGCUAAAUAAACAUUUUUAA
This is a messenger RNA of Propithecus coquereli (Coquerel's sifaka), 4230 nucleotides long. RefSeq names its product heparan-alpha-glucosaminide N-acetyltransferase (gene HGSNAT). The record is from RefSeq and is a predicted model, not a curated record. Gene Ontology annotation, biological process: lysosomal transport. Lineage: Eukaryota; Metazoa; Chordata; Mammalia; Primates; Indriidae. Gene Ontology annotation, cellular component: lysosomal membrane. The coding region runs from base 1 to 2004 and encodes 667 amino acids. The transcript is spliced from 18 exons.